Molecule: messenger RNA, 3308 nt
Organism: Aspergillus sclerotioniger CBS 115572
Lineage: Eukaryota; Fungi; Ascomycota; Eurotiomycetes; Eurotiales; Aspergillaceae
Product: OPT family oligopeptide transporter
Exons: 1
Coding region: 474-2870 (798 amino acids)
Biological process (GO): transmembrane transport
Molecular function (GO): oligopeptide transmembrane transporter activity
Source: RefSeq, a predicted model, not a curated record
GCCACGGAUCCAUGGCUGGCCCAGGGACCGGUCGUUAACUAAAACACCGCAAGACGGCGCCUGUCGAAUCAGAGCAUGUCUUCGAAUCGAUGCUGGGCGGGGAUCGAAGGAUCAUCACGAAUGAAAGUAUUCCGAUAACGCAAUCGCGGGCAUCCACUUCCGCUCUCCAUCACCAACUGUUUUUUAAUUUUCACCCCCCGAUAUUCUGCCCUAGUGUCACCUGCGCACUUUGCGCUUCCCAUCCAUUCGGCACGAAGCCGAGCGACUUGGCACUCGUGGGGUCGAAAUUCUGUGUUGCUGCUGCUCGAUUGCGCCAUCGCCCCCUUACCUGAUACGGAGCGGCGGAGGCGUCACCGGUCAAGUCACUGCUUUAUAACUAUGGGCUUGCUCCCCCCUCACUCCCAUCAUGGUUUGUUUGCGCAUGCCUCUGGUUAUCACAUCCGCCCCCGAUCGCUAAUUUCGGGCACCUCACCAUGGGCCUGUCCACGAUCCUUCGUCGGAAACGCGAUGCAGCGUUGCCCGAUGCCGGCGAUGUGUCGCCCGUGACCACCUCAACCGGCUACCGGGAGGAGAAGACGCCCCCUUCCGUAUCCAAGACGACAUCCGUGACAGAACAGCCCGCGGAGGAUUUGGAGAGGAGCCAGAAGACCGAAGAACCGGACGUCAUCGAAACAGCAGCAGAAGAAGACCCCGAGAUCGCCGCGCUGCCCAUUGAGGUGCGCCAGUUGGUCAGUCUGACCGACGACCCCACCAUGUUCACCAUCACCUUCCGGUAUUUCGUCCUCUGUAUCAUCUUCGUCGUGCCCGGUGCCUUCUUGUCCAUGAUGAGUCACUUCCGUACCACCGAGGCUCCAUACUCCGUCUUCUUCGUGCAGAUUGCGUGCCACUACGCCGGUCACUUCCUCGCGCGAGUCCUUCCCGCCUGGGUGAUUCGUGUCCCUUUCACGAGUUGGUCCUUUAGCCUUAACCCAGGACCGUGGAGUAUCAAAGAACAUGUUCUGGUCACUUUGACAGCGGCAUCCGGAGCGACCUACAAUCUGGGCUAUACUCCGAUCGCCAUGGCGGAGCUCUACUACGGCGAGAGGGUCAACGCUGCCGUGGCCAUCUUCUUCAUGUUUGCAAUCGUCUGGAUUGGAUACGCGUUUGCAGCGUUGGCUCGCCAACUCCUCCUGUAUGACCCCAACUUCAUUUGGCCCCAGGCCCUGAUGCAGACUACCCUGUUCGAGACCUUCCGGAAACAGGACAGGUCGUCACCUCUGGCACGCCGGCAGAUGAAGCUCUUCUUUCUCUGCUUUCUAGGCAUGACACUGUGGCAGUUCUUACCCGAAUAUGUCUUCCCCUUCACCUCUUCCUUGGCGUUUCUGUGCUGGGUCGCGCCACGCAACCCCGUGGCCAACUUCAUUGGAUCCGGACUGGGUGGCAUGGGACUGUUGAACUUGUCGCUUGACUGGUCGAACAUCAACUGGAACGGCUCUUCCAUCCUCCUGACUCCAUGGUGGACGCAGGUGGUCUUGUUCCUGGCCUUCGCCUUCAACUGUUGGGUGCUUCUUCCCGCCGCGAAGUGGGGGAAUCUGGGGUCGUAUAAGCACGGCCUGAUGUCGAAUUCCCUAUUGACGAUAAAUGGGACAACAUAUCCCACUCUCGAUGUUGUCACAUCCGACUAUCAGCUGAAUGAAACCGCUUACGCCGAGUACGGUGACAUGUACAUGGGUCUGCAGAACCUCUGGGCGACCUUCUUCGACUACGCCAAAGUGACCGCCGCAAUUACGUGGAUCUUGACAUUCGGCUUCGUGCAGAUCAAAACCAACUUGAUGAAGGUUAUCCGCUCCCGGGGAAAGAACUCGCAGGCCAAAGGAGAAAGCAUCAACCAUCAAUACCACGAUCGUCUUAACGUUAUUCAACGGCAGUACAAGGAAAUCCCGCUUUGGUGGUACGUGGCUCUCUUCAUGGCUGGGUUCCUGGUCCUGAUCGUGACGAUUGCCUGUGGCUUCCUGUGGAUCCCAAUUUGGACGUUGUUCGUCGCGCUGGCGAGUGCCGCCGUCCUGGUCGUCCCGUUUGGAUUUUUGUACGCCAUCUCCAACUAUCAGCUAGCGGUUGGAUCCUUCAACGAGCUGGUGUACGGCUACAUGGUCGAAACCCCCGCCGGUAAAAGCCACCGGCAUCCGUGUGGACCAUCUACCUACGGGUCUAUUGCCGGCGAUGCCUGGUAUCGGGCUCAGUACAUGUUGCAGGACCAGAAGAUCGGCCACUACAUGCAUAUCCCGCCGCGCACGGUCUUCUUCUCCCAGGUGUUUGGCACCAUUCUUGGCAUUCCGGUGAACUACGCUGUGAUCCGGUGGGUGUUGAAUACGAAAGGAGACUACUUGUCCGGGAAGAAGACGGAUCCGCUGAACCAGUGGUCUGGACAGUCAUUAAAGUCCUCGAACACGCUUGGUGUGCAGUACGCGGUUCUCGGACCGAGUCGUCUCUUCAAGGAGGCGGAGAUGCGGCCUCUUCCGUACGCAUUCCUGGUGGGCGCGGUCCUCCCUCCGAUCUUGUACAUUAUGCACCGCACCCUGCCGCGCUGGCUGCGCAUCGAUCUGUGGAACGUCAGUAUCUUCUUCUCCGGCCUAUCGGUCUUCUACGGCAACAUCAGCACGGGUUACACGUCGGCGUUUAUCGGCGGGUAUGUGGUCAUGUACUGGGCCUACCGAUACCGGUUCGAGGUGUGGAAGCGGUACAGCUACAUGGUGGCGGCGGCCUUUGAUGCGGGAUUCAACCUGAACAUGCUGCUGAUUUUUCUGUUCUUUGGAUCGGGAAAGCAGAUCUCGAUGCCGUCCUGGUGGGGGAACAAUGCGGAUUCGGUGGAACGAUGCUUUGCCUUGGACUGAUGGAUGCCAGGCCGGGCGGUCAUAGGCCGAUCUCUGCGUUCAGGCCGUGCCCUGCGCAGGUGGCUGUUUUCUGUAUUUAAUAAUUGCGUGGACCCGGGUCGAGGGUCAUUUUGUACCAUUUCCUCGACCCCAUGAUGACGAAUUGUAGUAAUGAUAUCCCUUCUCAGACCUGGUUAUGCUCUGGAUGAACUGUAACUUGCCUCCCUCGGGAACCGUGGCUGAAUGGCGUGUGCUUGGUAUACCGGGGCUCCGAGCUCGUUGGAUGCCCAGAGCACGGGGUCCGAGGGUAUCCCAUCCCCACGGGGCAUUGGAGGAAGGAGGUGUACUUCCGGGAAAUUCGAUUCGCCCGCGCGAGAGGGUGCCUUCAAAAUGUGGUCAAUGAUGCCGUGGCUGAAACUCUGCCGGGGCUGAGCCCCCCGCCGACAAUCGCCCGCCGAC